Solanum pennellii is the source of this 1497-nucleotide messenger RNA. RefSeq lists its product as uncharacterized. The coding region runs from base 1 to 1497 and encodes 498 amino acids. The transcript has 3 exons. The record is from RefSeq and is a predicted model, not a curated record. NCBI's taxonomy places the organism in Eukaryota, Viridiplantae, Streptophyta, Magnoliopsida, Solanales, Solanaceae.
AUGAUAACACUCUUCAAAAAUAGUUAUUUGCUCAGGGUUUCACACAGGGUAGGUGAAGUUGAACAACCAUUAGAAGAAGGAAAUGGUGAUUCUCUUGACUUUGAAGAGGAUGACAUAGAUGAUGUUUCAGAUCAGGAUGAUAGUGAAAUUGAUGAAGAACUGAGAGCUUUUAGAGAAAAACUUAGGGAAGACAAAAAGAAUGAAUCUGCAAAGAAAAAAAAGAGAACUAAAAAACCCUUAAAGGAUCAAAGUGUUGAGCUUGGAGAAGUUGGCAUAGAUAAGGGAUUUGAAAAUAUCUUCAACAAUAAGGCAGCCAAAUAUAAUGGAAAAUUGGGAGGUGAUGAAGUGUUUAUUGAUUCAUCAGAUGAACCAAGUGAAGAUAGUGAUGAGGAGCUAUAUGUUUUAGCACAACCGGGUGUUGAUUUACCUUCAAGAAGAAAAAGCAACAAACUGAGGUAUGAUUCUUCUUCUUCUAUUUCUUUCUUUGAGUUGGGAAUGAUAUUUGAGAGUGCAACUCAAUUUAGAAAGGCUGUUGCUGAUUAUGCUGUUCAACAUAAGGUUCAGUUAAGGCUUAAACCCAAUGAACCUCAUAGAGUUAGGGUAAAAUGUGAAGGGAAGUGUAAAUGGAAAAUCUUUACAAGCUUGGAUAAAGAUUCUGGAAAUUUUUUUGUAAAGAAAUACUAUCCUGCUCAUAGAUGUAUUUCAAAGAAUAGGAACAGGUUGUGCACAACCAAAUAUGUGGAAAUGAAGAUGAGGGAUAGAAUAAUGUCUCAGCCUGACAUGAGAGUUCAUAAGCUUCAACAGACACUAAGAAAAGAAUGGGGAUUAAAAGUGGGAAGAUCAAUAUGUUACAGGGCAAAAAUGAAUGUCAUUGCCAAGUUCUUGGGUGAUUGGAAACUUGAGUUUUCAAGGUUGUUAGACUAUGCUGAUAUAAUUAAGAGUACAAAUCCUGGGAGUUCUUAUUGGGUAAGAACUGAUAAUGAAACAGUCCCUGGCUUACACUUGUUCAAAUAUUUUUAUGUCUGUUUUGUUGCAUUGAAAAAUGGAUGGCUAGAAGGUUGUAGGAAGAUUAUAGGAUUGGAUGGAUGCUUUUUGAUGGGUGCUUGUAGAGAAGAAUUAUUAGUGGCUGUUGGAAAAAAUGGAAACAAUCAAAUGUAUCCAAUAGCUUGGGCUGUGGUUGAUCAAGAAACUAAACACUCUUGGAGUUGGUUCUUAAGCUAUCUCAUUGAAGACUUGCAACUUGGUGAUGGAAAUGGCAUAACAAUCAUGUCUGACAUGCAAAAGGGUCUUGAGGUGGCAGUGGAAGUCUUACUUCCUAAUGCUGAAAGAAGAAUGUGUGCAAGACAUAUUUGGGCAAACUGGCAAAAAAGAUGGAGAGGUGAGGAAAGGAGAAAAACAUUUUGGAGGUGCUCCAAAGCUAGUUUUCAGGUUAAAUUAAGAGAUGAAUUCGAAUAUAUGGGGAAAUUGGGUCAUAAAAUAUGUGAGGCAGUGCUUUGA